Eublepharis macularius is the source of this 5300-nucleotide messenger RNA. RefSeq lists its product as uncharacterized. The record is from RefSeq and is a predicted model, not a curated record. NCBI's taxonomy places the organism in Eukaryota, Metazoa, Chordata, Lepidosauria, Squamata, Eublepharidae. Bases 1 to 5163 code for a protein of 1720 amino acids. The transcript is spliced from 10 exons. Gene Ontology annotation, molecular function: protein binding.
AUGAAAUUGAUCGUUGGACUCACCCUGGUUUGGACUGCAGUGAGGCUUUCCAGAGGCCAGUGUGUCCUUGAAAAGGAGUACUUCUGCUCUUCCAUUCCAAACGGUUUUCCGGAAGGGCUGAGUUCCAUACUCUUUGUCGUAACCCAGCUUGGGGUUAUCAACUCAACGGUCUUCAACAGCCCCAACUUGGAAUCGGUCACCAGUCUUGCACUAGCCAACAGCGGCAUCACAAAAAUUGAAGCCGGUGCUUUUCAUGCUUUUCGACGUCUCAUCAAACUCGGUUUAUAUCAGAACAGCUUGACUAAUGUGAUGGCCUCUUGGCUUUUCGAUCCAGGGCAUUUAGAAAACCUUACAGUCGCUCACAACCUCAUCUCUGAAAUAGGACCAAACACGCUUUCCAGCUUCACCAAUCUGACAACGCUUAAUUUAGCAAACAAUCAAAUCCGUGGGAUUGCCAGUGGGAGUUUUAGGGGGUUGUCCAAACUAACAUCAAUUGACCUAUCGGGCAAUAAUUUGACAUCUUUAACAAGAAGUGUAUUCCAUGGACUGAUGAGCCCAGUGAUGAAACUUGGUUCCAACCCAUGGAACUGUUCCUGUGAACUUCAGGAUUUUGGAUUAUUUCUUCAAGAGCUGGUAAAUGCAUCUCUGCUGGAAGAUGCUGCUUCUGUUGUGUGUCGAAGCCCACGGAGCCUUCAAGGAAUUCAAGUUUGGAACAUCUCUGGCUUGAACUGCUCUGCAGACAUUGAGUCCUCACUUUUUGAGACUGGCUUCCAUAAAGUUGGAUUGCCAGCUUUGCUGACAUGCUUAGUGUUAAUUUCCUUCAUUUUGUUGCUGAUUUUGAUCUGGAUGGUGAAACAAGAUAAGCAAGUUCAGCCAAGAAAAGAAGCUGCUGAUCCAUCUGCCAGCAUGAAACCAAGCAGCCAAAUUGAUUCCUCCAUAACAGAGUGCAGGCUGUCUGACGAAAAGGGCAGAUCAGCAAAUUUGGGCAAAGAUUCGCAAACCAGAUUGCUGAGAGUUCGUGCCAAAUCUGCCUCGGCUAUUUUGUUGCAAGGGGAGUUCCGCCAGGGAGAAAGACAGGUCACCAGUUCAGUUGGUACAAGCCAAGAGCAUCCCAAAGCCCCCCACACGGUGCUGGUGAAUCAACUUUGUGUAGGAAGUGAAGGCUUGCCUAACUUUAUGGAAUCAUUGUAUUAUAAAUUGCAAGGAUGCAGCAAGAAGGACUCACAAAACCACAAUGCGAACUCUUUUUUGGCUGAAGUACAUAUCGAAACACCAGCACUGAAAGUUUCUUCUUCAGCAGCAAAUCCAAUACUGCAGGAUGAUCGGACUUCAGAAGUACCUGAUGAUGACAAAGGCCAUGGUAGUGUUGAGAAUUCGGAACCGUUCUUGUAUUUAAGUGUCUCUACAUCAACUGAAGAGCCAACUGUUGCUCAAUGCAAAAAGGAGGCAAUUACCAAUGCAAAAGGAAGCCACUUGGACUCUUUAAGGAGAGCUUUGACAUGGCCACAUGAAAGGAAUGCCAUUGGACAGGGGUCAAAUCCAUUAAGUAUUAGGGACUCUUUCAUUGCACAGUUCUUCCUGCCUGUUAUUAACUUUGGUGAGCCCCUGGAUGUUGGUAAAUGGGAACUGGGUGAAGACCUGCAGCGUAUCAGAAAGGAGUAUCAGAGGCAUUAUGGAAGUUCUGAGUUAAACAAAGAAGAAAAGUUGGCCAAAGAGAUGGAGCCUCCAAACAUGAGAGAAGUGAUGGUAGUGGCUGCUGUCGAACCAGUAGACACUGGGAAAUCAGAACUGGAUGAAGAACUGCAAAGGCGAUGUGAUCUGUGUGUAUGUGCCAGAAAUGAUUAUCAGGUACAUGAAGGCAAAAAUGAAUUAAACACACAGGCAAAACCAACAAACCAAGCAGAACAUCAGAAACAAUCCAAAGUCACAGUGGCUGCGAGAGAUAUCAGUGACUUGCAGCCCGCCAUGAAGGUAAGCAAAUGCCCUCCCAGUGAGAAAAAUAUACAGUUGUCCAAACCAGAAUCUUCUCAGUCCAGGAUCCGUCAUGAAAUCUAUCCAGCUCCACAGUUGUUAGAUGAUACCAGCCCAAUAAGUUCUCCAUGUGAUGAUGUCUGUCUUGAAAAUAACAAGUAUAACUACAUUAAUCUGCUUCAUGAAGUCGUGGAGAAUCGUGGAAGGUGGACCAGAGAACGGGGUGCAGCCCAGCCUUGUCCCCCGAUGUGUCAGUUCUGUUCUGCCGACAGAACUGAAUGUGAGCAAGUUUCAUCACUCCAAGCAGUUUUAAUAGGUCUGCCAAACUUCACAGAGAACAUCGUUCUACGGCAUGGGAACCUCAGUGAGAUCCCCCCGCAGUCCUUCCAAAACUUUCCCAACCUUCAUUUCUUGACGAUCACUGGGUUCCCGGUCUCUUCCCUGACUGACCUCACCUUUUCCACAAUACCUGUCAACAGCCUGAGGAGUCUGGAUCUCAGCAAUAACCAACUUCUCAGUUGCCACAUUGAGCCAACAACUUUCUCCAGCCUUGGGGCCCUAGAAGAGCUGACGCUAAACAACAAUUCUUUGGAUAUCUUGCAAAGCCCUUGGUUCUUGGGGCUGUCUGCACUCAGUAAACUCUCUCUCGCCCUUAACAGAAUCUCAUACCUUCCUCCAAGGAUGUUUGAAAACUUAGCAAGACUGGAAGAACUGGUGAUUUCUUCUAAUCAGAUCCAGUAUCUCUCCAUGGAUACUUUUUAUGGGUUGGCCUCGCUGGCUCGACUGGACUUAUCGAACAACAAGAUCUUGUUUAUCAACAACGAGGUCUUCCAGCCUUUGCAAGCACUCAGGCACCUCCUGUUGUCUGAUAACAAGCUGACAGCACUGCCCGUCCUUCCGAAUUCAAUCGCCACCUUGUUUCUUCAUGCAAACCCAUGGGAUUGCAGUUGCCAGCUGGUGAACUCUGUGGUGCCAUGGGCGGAUCGAAUUCAGGAAUCUGCUCUGGUGCUCUGCAGCACACCAGCCAGCCUCUCAGGAUUCCAAGUGACGAGUGCCAAGCUGGAAGGUUGCUCCUCUCCAUCCUCAGCUUCAGAGUCAAACUUUUUACCACAAACAGUUUUCAAUCUCAUCUUCCUUUGUGUCUUCCUGGGAGGAAUCUUCAUAGGUACAAUGGUGUGCACGGCCCUCUGCUGCUUUUUAAAACACUGCAAAUGCCCAUUAACGAACAAGGCAGAAAACAAGAGAAGUUUUCUGAACAAGUUCACCAGUGUCUCCUUGGAGAAAGCAACGGCCACACAAGCAGAUCUACAAAUCCUGGGCAGCUUUCCAGUAAUCUCGAAUACAGUGAUCGGUUUUGAAGUGAACAACUUGGCAAAAGGGUCAUGCGAUCAGUUGUAUGACACCUGCAGAACUUACAACAUGGAACAAACAAGAUCCACAGUGGAGAGACCAUUGGUAGCGCUGUUAUUGGUGGACAAGGUAACGAAUAAAGCAGUUGUGACUCUCCGUGAGAAAGGAAGCGAAACCGGAGUUGCAAACCUUAAUCAGUCCCUGUGGCAGACGAGGGAGGAACAAAUCCACAGCACAAACCAGGCACCCAGGUUUCCUGAUGACCCUGGACAGCAGUGUUUUGCACAUGGCAAACACAAAUUUUCUGGCUCACCUUUUCAACAUAGAACUCCAGAUCAGAUGGAAAGGACAGAAUAUGAUGUGGGAUGGCGUGCUGACACGCAGUUGGAUGGACGGACUUCCAGAUCUGAUGCUGCUCAGCCACCCCAAGCUUCAAUCCACAUAGACUUUCCCGCUGGAAGUGCCAUGAAGAUACAGAGGGAUGGCGAUGUGGGCUGUGCAACCGCAUCCCAGAGAAAUGAGUCUUUGGGGACAGGCUUCAAUGCUUCCCAGGGCCAGUCAGAGAUGGCGGGAGAGACACCCACUCCUACUCAUCGCUAUCCACCCAGCUUUGUAUCUCCUAGUCGGGCUGAAGCCUCUGAAAUGAGAGGAUGGCAAGACGGUUUCGUGGAAAGGAGAGGGCAAGAUGGUUUUAUGGAGAGGAGGCGGAAAGACGGUUUCGUGGAGAGGAGACCUCUUAAAGGCAGAGCCAGAAGUAAAGCAUCAUCUCAGAAAGCGGAUGAGGAUCCUAAAGACUAUCACUGGCGGUUGAGCAAAAGUAACAGAAAACGACUCCGUAACCUCAGCCGCGUUCCGAGCUAUGAAAUAUCCCCAGCCUCUUCCCUUUCCAGCAGCUCAAGCUCCUGUUCUGUUGGCUCACAGCCUAGGAAACACAUAAGUUUCCCCCCACGCUUAAGUGCUACCUCUCAAACCAGAAAAAGGAGUCUUGUAUAUAAGAAACCUGGCAGGCAACAAGCAGGUCCCAACGAUGCUAUGGUGAGGGAUGCAUCCACCCUAGAGAAACUCUGGGAAUGUCAAAUAUGUCACUGCAAAGAGUCCUACCCAUCUUCAGUUACUCAGAGAGGGCUUCUUCAACUGGCAGAUGCCCCUGUGCCUUCAAAAGGACUGUUAGAUGUAGCCAGCCAAGCACUCUUCUCCAGUACAGCUCCACUUAAAGAUCAUGACACAGACCAGACUUUGCUCAUCUCGCAUCAAACUGCAGAGACUUUGCUAGUUGAAGACCUGUUGGGGUCUAGCCCCUUGCCAGAACCUCAACUUCCCUUUGGGAUCUCUCAGGGUGGACCAAAUGAAGGCGAAGAGGAAUCCAUUUAUGACUAUCCUCCACUGCUGUGUGCAAAUUCUGCUCCCGGAACAGUGCUGUCCCAUCAAGCACCUGACAGGGACAUCCCAGCGGCAGAGAAGACAGUAACACAAUUGAUUCUAAAGGAUGAAGGCGGCACGGGGAUGGUACACACCCUGACUGAGAUGGGCUCAUUGAAAGUGCAUUCCAUAAAGAAUGCAAAAGUCAGAUCUUUGGGGGAAGAAAUGUACAAUGCACAGGCACAGAUGGAGGCUCUUGUCCGCACUUUUGAAGAGUCUUCAGUGGACAAAGAAAAGGCUUGGGUUGACACAUCCUCUGAUAUGAUGGAGCUGAGUUCUUGCCAGGCCGACAGCAGCAGUAGUGAAACAAAUGAUUCAGAGGCUGGGGACUCUCAACUGCAGGAGGCCAAGAACAUCACUUCGAGCGGCCUUUUGGUUCAGAGAAUGUUCCAGAUUGACUUCCCUCUUCCAGAUGAAGAGUAAAAAGCUGUGAGUGACAGGGAGUCUCAUGCAGCUGUCACGGGUUGUCCAAGAGAGGAGUGGAGGGUGGACGCCCAGAAGCCAGGCGUGAAGAUGCAACGACUCCCGGGUGACUUCUGGCUGAAAUUGCAGAACGACAA